AUGUUCUGCGGUAGACUAUGUCAUGCUGGUAUGCUGAUUGAAACGUCUUGCUACAGGUUUAACUUAUUGUACAUAAGGCCCUCAUGUUGGCUUCGAGAGCGUUUGGAGAAAAUGCAUCGAAGGAAGGAAGACCAUCAGAAUGCUGCCACCCAGAAGGAAGUAUUCAAUCCAGACAUUAUUGUAGUGACGUUGGUAGAACCACACUCGAGGAAGAGCAGGCUUCAGGUAUUUGUUGUAGAUCGGGGGCAUUGUGCGCAGUGUAGACAGGGAGAACUACACAUAGCAUGUGAUAGUUAA
This is a messenger RNA of Auanema sp. JU1783, 297 nucleotides long. The record is from the annotation of a GenBank genome assembly. NCBI's taxonomy places the organism in Eukaryota, Metazoa, Nematoda, Chromadorea, Rhabditida, Rhabditidae.